Molecule: messenger RNA, 1653 nt
Organism: Pseudophryne corroboree (corroboree frog)
Lineage: Eukaryota; Metazoa; Chordata; Amphibia; Anura; Myobatrachidae
Product: G2/mitotic-specific cyclin-B2-like
Exons: 9
Coding region: 279-1475 (398 amino acids)
Biological process (GO): mitotic cell cycle phase transition; regulation of cyclin-dependent protein serine/threonine kinase activity
Cellular component (GO): cyclin-dependent protein kinase holoenzyme complex; nucleus; cytoplasm
Molecular function (GO): cyclin-dependent protein serine/threonine kinase regulator activity
Source: RefSeq, a predicted model, not a curated record
GUUAUGGAUGGACCGCCUGUCAAUUUGAGCCCACGGCAGCGCUUUGCGAUAUGUCGUAAAGCUCAACCAAUAGGAACCUUGGAUUCCUACCAGCCAGGCCCAAUAGAAGACCUGGGACUGCAUUUAAAAGCGUGUAUCUGCAUGAGCGCUUUAGGUUGGGAACCGUCGUAGUAACAGCAGCAGACGCGUGUGUGCUCCGGGCAGGACGCGGAGGCCUCAGCGCUGGUUAUUUAUUGCUUUUAAUUCGUAUUUUAUUUUUCUCUCCGUCACUGUCAGAGAUGGCGACUCGCCGGGCUGCUGGUCCCCGUGAAGCUGACAAUGCUAUUGCAGGUGCAAUGAGAUCCAAAGCCCAGCUGAAUGGCAGGAGAGCUGCACUUGGCGAAAUAGGCAACAAGGUGACUGUACGUGGAAAGCAGCCUUUAGUAAAGAACACUAAUGCAGUGGCAAAGACUAUCAACCCUCCAGCUACCAAAGUGCCAAACGUGAUUAUAAAACCAAAGGCUAUGCUAGUGAAGGUGACACUGACUGAAUCACCUGCAAAGGUUCCAUCUCCAAUUCCUAUGGAUGUGUCCAAAGAGGAAGAGGAACUGUGUCAGGCAUUCUCUGAUGCUCUAACAAAUGUGGAAGAUAUUGAUGUUGAAGAUGCUGGCAACCCUCAACUAUGCAGCGAGUAUGUUAUGGACAUCUAUAACUACCUGAAACAGGUGGAGCUCCAACAGUCUAUAAGACCAAGGUAUCUUGAUGGAAAGGAGGUGAAUGAACGCAUGAGGGCCAUCUUGGUUGACUGGCUGGUCCAAGUUCAUUCCAGAUUUCAACUGCUUCAGGAGACAUUGUACUUGGGUAUUGCCAUAAUGGAUCGGUUUCUUCAAGUCCAGCCAGUGUCCCGGAACAAGCUGCAGCUGGUUGGUGUGACUGCACUCUUGGUGGCUUCCAAAUAUGAAGAGAUGUACACACCAGAGAUCGCAGACUUUGUCUACAUCACAGACAACGCCUACAGUGCGUCACAGAUCAGGGAAAUGGAAAUGAUCAUUCUGCGCGAGCUGAACUUUGACUUGGGGCGACCACUACCACUUCACUUUCUGAGACGCGCAUCCAAGUCCUGCAGUGCUGACGCAGAACAGCAUACUCUUGCAAAGUACUUGAUGGAGCUUACCUUGAUUGAUUAUGACAUGGUCCACUUCCACCCAUCUGAGAUAGCGGCAGCUGCACUAUGUCUGUCUCAAAAGCUGCUUUGUCAGGGCAGCUGGGGUGCUACACAAAGUCACUACACUGGCUACUCUGAGGAAGACUUAUCCCUGAUAAUGAAGCACAUGGCUAAAAAUGUUAGAAAAGUCAACCAGAACUUGACCAAGCAUGUGGCUGUAAGAAACAAGUAUGCUAACAGCAAGCUGAUGAAGAUCAGCACCAUUCCUCAGCUGAUGUCUCCAAUUGUUGCUGAGCUUGCUGCAAGCCUUGCCAAUAGACCAGUCUUCUGAACAGCAUACAGAUACUUUUUUUGCACUUUUUAUGACACUGCCUAUUAGGCAUAAAUGCUGCUGACUCUGUACAUAUAUUUUUUUGUUUUUUAAUGAACGUUGGUUUUUUUUAAGCUUUGAGGAUUUGGCAACUGCUGAGACUCCUGGAUCUAAAAUAAACAUCCCCUUUUUUAAGAAA